AUGACAUCUGAAACAAAAAAAUUAUCUACAGAAUCCAAAAAUACUGUCGAAAUGGAUCCCGAUAAUCAAUGGGAAACAAAAGUCGAACUAGAACCUCCAUCAAGUAAUUCGAAAAAUUGGUCAUGGAAAGAAGUCGGGAACGAACAAUGUCAAAUUUGUCUAGCUCCGGAUAGUUCUUUGCCAAUCUUACCACCUGAAGAUACAACUCCACUUGAAAUAAGAUAUCCUUUGGAUAAGGAAGCUGAUGAUACUAAUGUAAUAGCUGAUAAAAUCGGUCACAAACAAGGUGCAUAUAUCGAAUUGGAGGAUGGGACUGCAUUGUUAGUUGGAUAA
Messenger RNA from Funneliformis mosseae, 333 nucleotides. The record is from the annotation of a GenBank genome assembly. NCBI's taxonomy places the organism in Eukaryota, Fungi, Glomeromycota, Glomeromycetes, Glomerales, Glomeraceae.